AUUUCUAGUGCUAUGUACUUAAUUGGAAUUGGCUAACAUAUGUUAUGGCAAGGUCAGGUUUUUUAUUCUCUAAAGCCUUACCUGUCUGCCUGACUAUCACUCCAGGGCUGCGUAUACUCGCCGUCAUCCCGGUCAUCCCACAAGGUGACACAACCUUGGAAGCCAGUCCAUCUGCGACGUGCGCAGCCUUCUCGUUGGCUGCCCUGGUCGCUUCAGCCAGGUGCAGCGACGACUGUACAUGGUAUUACACUACGCAUUGAAGGUGGCGCGACGCUAGAAAGGCACUAGAAGAAGAAGAACCCACCCGUCGACCAAUCAUAACGCUCAUUCCAAUCGCAUCUGAGG
This is a messenger RNA of Hypoxylon fragiforme, 345 nucleotides long. RefSeq lists its product as uncharacterized. The transcript has a single exon. The record is from RefSeq and is a predicted model, not a curated record. The coding region runs from base 45 to 260 and encodes 71 amino acids. Lineage: Eukaryota; Fungi; Ascomycota; Sordariomycetes; Xylariales; Hypoxylaceae.